Messenger RNA from Salvelinus sp. IW2-2015, 922 nucleotides. Lineage: Eukaryota; Metazoa; Chordata; Actinopteri; Salmoniformes; Salmonidae. The record is from RefSeq and is a predicted model, not a curated record.
CGGGGGCAUCACCCUCAAAGAUCCUGCCCAGCUACUCGACACUCCAGCACCCUCACAGGUGCAUCUGAAACCCCACUUUAACUACAGCCCAGCCACAGACAACCUGAUCCCCUGUAAGGAGGCUGGCCUGGCCUUCUCUAAAGGAGAUGUAUUGCACAUUGUCAACAGAGAGGACCCUAACUGGUGGCAGGCAGUCAACAUUGUGGGAGGAGCCACAGGACUGAUCCCCAGUCAGUUCUUAGAGGAGAAGAGGAAGGCCUUUGUGAGGAGAGAAUGGAAUGGAUCAGGCGUUCUCUGUGGGACACUAACAGGAAAGAAGAAGAAGAAGAAGAAGAUGAUGUACCUGAUGUCCAAGAAUGCAGAGUUUGACCGCCACGAGCUGCAGAUCUACGAAGAGGUGGCCAAGAUGCCUCCGUUCCAGAGGAAGACCCUGGUUCUGAUUGGUGCUCAGGGAGUGGGCCGGCGCAGCCUAAAGAACAGACUGAUCAUCAUCAACCCCCUGCUCUAUGGAACCACCGUCCCGUUCACGUCUCGUUCUGCUCGGGAGGAGGAGAGAGACGGCCAGUCGUACUGCUUUGUGUCUCGGUCCCAGAUGGAGGCAGACAUUAAGGCCCGUUGCUACCUGGAGCAUGGAGAGUACGAUGGAAACCUCUACGGAACCAAGAUGAACUCCAUCCACGAGGUGGUGGACGCAGGACGUACCUGCAUACUGGACGUUAACCCACAGGUAGGUCUGACACACAGUCAGGAUUUAUUCAUUUUAAAGGCCCAGAAAAUGGGAUUCUCCUGUGUCUUUAUAUAUGUUUCUGUACUUAGGUUGGAAUAAUACUGUAAUGUGAACAUUCUGAUCAGGCCUUUGUGUUGAGCUGAUUGAAAAGACCGCCUGAAAUUUCAGCUUGUUUUUGUGGGAGUUUUGGUCGGC